AUGCUACCUAAGCCCCCUUCUCAUUACCAAUACGAUCAGUUCACUUGUAAUGCUUGUCGCGAGAAUGGGUCUGGGUUUGUAUACAAUUGUGCCAAGUGUUCGUUUGAUCUUCAUGUUGAUUCUGCUGCAUUGCCCGAAACUGUUAUUCGAAAGGAUUAUGCGGAUCCCCUGAAGCUACUUUACUCUAAUCCUUUUCGAAACACAGAGUUCAUAUUUACAUGCAAUGUGUGUGGAGCUUCGGUAGACGAAAAUGCUUGGGUUUAUUAUUGUCGUGAAUGUGAUUUCGGCACGAAUGUCGAAUGCGCUUACGCUGAAGCUCAACGAGGAGCUGAGGAAACUGAAGAAGAAUCAUUCCGUACUCUUGCGGAAGCCCAAGAAGCACUUCGAAUAAGGGCGGAAGUUAGGGAGUUUGCCCUUAAUGAAAUUUGGGAUGAUAGAAAAAAAGUAUACAAAUACAGGUACAUAUAA
Messenger RNA from Oldenlandia corymbosa var. corymbosa, 468 nucleotides. The record is from the annotation of a GenBank genome assembly. Lineage: Eukaryota; Viridiplantae; Streptophyta; Magnoliopsida; Gentianales; Rubiaceae.